This is a messenger RNA of Batrachochytrium dendrobatidis JAM81, 1429 nucleotides long. RefSeq lists its product as uncharacterized. The record is from RefSeq and is a predicted model, not a curated record. NCBI's taxonomy places the organism in Eukaryota, Fungi, Chytridiomycota, Chytridiomycetes, Rhizophydiales. Gene Ontology annotation, cellular component: membrane. Bases 10 to 1392 code for a protein of 460 amino acids. The transcript is spliced from 5 exons.
AUUUUCACAAUGGGCGGCAUCGUAUCGAGUCUUGUUACUUCCACAGCUUGUUGCUUUGGUCAGGCUGCUCUCUCCUGCUGUUGUGCUAAUUUAUGUGGUGCAACAAGUUCUAUUGCAUCCAGAGUCGGAUACUCUAUGAUGUUCAUGAUGACUGCUGGACUUUCUUGGCUGAUGCUGACAGAUUGGGCGGAGAAAAAACUAAAAGAUAUAAGUUAUGGCUAUUUGGAUUUGCAAUGUCCGCAGGGAGAAUGUCAUGGUGUUUUGGCUGUUUAUCGUAUAUGUCUUGCCACAUCCUUGUUUCAUAUGAUUAUGGCUGCAUUCAUGUAUAAAGUGAGAAGCAGCAGAGAUUGGCGUGCACAUGUUCAGAAUGGAUAUUGGGCUUGGAAGUUGCUGGCAUGGGCUGCUUUGAUUGUUGCUGCAUUCUUUCUUCCAAAUGGAUUUGUUAUGGGAUGGGGAUCGUACAUUGAUAUGCCUGGUGCUGCUAUUUUCAUUCUUGUGCAAGUAGUUCUGCUUGUUGAUUUUGCAUACACAUUUAGUGAAACUCUUUUGGCAUGGUGGGAAGAGCAUGAAGAUAAACGAUAUCUUGCGCUUCUUGUUUCGGUUACAUUCGGAUCAUAUAUUCUAUCACUUGUAGCAACCAUCAUCAUGUAUCUUUGGUUUGGUGCGCCAGGCUGUCAGCUGAAUCAAUUCUUUAUUUCUUUUAAUCUUAUUCUGUGCAUCAUUACAUCUGUGUUGUCAGCCAUGCCGCAGAUUCAAGAGGCAACACCCAAAAGUGGAUUAGCACAAGCAUCUAUGGUGACCAUUUACGCUACGUAUUUGGUAGCAUCAGCACUUGUAAGCAUGCCGGCAAGCAAGGACGAAAACGGUGUGUUGCAUUGUACGCCUCCACUCACCAAUUUGGACAAUACUCAGACCACAACGCUUGUGAUUGGAACCCUAUUUACGUUUCUUGCUUUGGCAUACAGUGCAUCUCGUGCUGCUACUCGACCCAAUUUUAUGAAUGAAAGCGGAGAUGGUGGUGACAGAUCGUCACAUUUGUAUGCUGCGGUCGAGAGCGGAGCCUUUCCAGCCAGUGCAUUGGAUGCUGACGAUGACCCUGACAGAUCUCACUCCACUCCAUUUGGAACUUAUCGACCUCCAGUUGAUGAUGAGGUCGAGGCAGUACGAUACAGUUAUAUGCUUUUCCAUCUUAUUUUUGUAGUUGCGUCCAUGUAUCUAGCCAUGCUUGUCACAAAUUGGGAUACUGUAACGAUUACCAAGGAUGAUUUUGCAGUUGUUGGAAAGAGUUAUGCAGCAGCUUGGGUUAAGAUUGUCAGUGGAUGGCUGGUGUUGAUCGUGUAUGCCUGGACAUUGGUUGCACCAAUCAUAUUACCUGAUCGUCACUGGGAUUAAAACCUAAUAAAAUUGUUAGUAGUAUAGUUAGGGCACC